UCUAGUUAAAAAGGUCAAAAACUGCGAGAAAAGGCGAAGAAGAAUACGAACAUACUCGAGAAAAUUGAUUAGAUUUCGGCGUUGCGGCAGAGGCGACGACGUGAGCGAGGGUUUCCCGUUUAGGGUUUCGAAUCUCGUUUCCAGGCGAGGUUGUCGAUGCACGCCGGAGCUUUCCGGCUUCGCUCUAGGGGUUCGAGGCGCGCACGCGAGGUGGGGGGAGAUGCAUACGGACGCGCGGGUGGGGGUUGUGGUGGAGGACAGCAGACAGAGAGCUCUCUCGUCUGGCCACGGAGGUGGUGGUGUUGGUGAUGGGAAGCAAAUGUACUCCACGCAGCAGAAGAGCCAAACACCGAAGCAGCGCUUGCAGCACCAGCCGCAGAUCGGAACGGCGGAGCACCUUAUAGCUGGUGGCGUCGCUGGUGCUGUCAGCAAGACGUGUACGGCUCCUCUUGCUCGCCUUACUAUUCUUUUCCAGGUCCAAGGAAUGCACGCUGAUGUAGCCACUCUGAAGAAUGCAAGCAUAUGGAGGGAGGCUUCUCGAAUUGUUUCUGAAGAAGGUCUUCGAGCAUUUUGGAAAGGGAAUUUGGUGACAAUUGCUCACCGUUUACCAUAUUCUUCUCUAAAUUUUUAUACUUAUGAGCGAUACAAGGGUUUGGUGCAAAUGAUUCCUGGGUUAGAUAAGCAUAGAGAUAAUGUUGCUGCAGAUGUUUGUGUAAGAUUGUUUGCUGGUGGUUUGGCUGGAAUAACAGCUGCAUCAGCUACAUAUCCAUUGGAUCUUGUGAGGACACGUCUUGCGGCUCAGACGCGUACUAUGUAUUACAGGGGCAUGUCACAUGCUUUGUAUACGAUCUGCAGAGAUGAGGGUAUGCGAGGCUUAUACAAGGGAAUUGGAGCAACAUUAUUGGGUGUUGGACCUAGCAUAGCAAUUAGCUUUUCAGUUUAUGAAACUUUGAGAUCCUGCUGGCAAGUUGAAAGGCCACAUGAUUCUCCUGUAUUGGUUAGCUUGGCUUGUGGAAGUCUUUCUGGUAUAGCAUCAUCUACAGACAAUGUAGAAGUGGGUGAUGAAGUUAAUUGACACAAUACCAUCUUCAUGCCUCAAACGUGAUGAAGCUGACUCUGAUACCUCUUCAUGCAGUACAACUGUGUGCCUCAAUUGACAAUUUUGCUGUGCAAUAGAAGGAGAGGAAGGAACAAGAGAAUUUUAUUUAAUGAUUCAAAAUUUUUCUUGAUCAAUAGUUUCAAUUAUCUUAUAUAUUUGCUUUUACCACCUUGGUAAUAAACCUACUCUAUUUGAAAAGGUUAACUAAAUAAAAUAGCAGUACGUCUGGGCACAAACCAAGAAAAGGUUCAAGCUUUGAACUGGUUUGUUUAUUUUUCACCUGUAAAUCUUAAUAUGAAAUCCACUCGGCUUCAAAAUAAGCAGUAUUUUGAGGAAAACAGCCACUGUAAUAAUUCUUGAGGGGGCUAUAAUUGAUGAAGUCACAGAAGUGGUUAGUGCAUGGACAUUUAGUAGAGAUAGCUCAUGUAAAGAAAUUAGAUUCAUAAGUGAACCGGCUGAUAUUUGUUUGUGAAUGUUUUGAGCAGAAUGUCCAAUAUUUGAUGCUUGUGUUGACAGCUUGCCAUUUGAGUCAUCCAUUUUUUGUUGUGAAAUUGUAAAAAUAUGUUCUACCUAUAGUUUAGGAACCUCAAGAUAAGAUCUCGUUGGUCCCACAAUAUGUGGAAUUGGGUUAUGUUUGUGUUUCAAGUAAAAUAAUAAUAAUUAUAUUUUUUUAGAUUAUAUGAUAAUUUAUUGGUUUUUUUACUAAUUCUGGCAGACCUGAUAAAUAUUGCACUGAGUCUCAUGAGACUGGACUAAUAUAGUAUCUAUAAAGAAUCCAUAUAUUGUUCAAUUCAUUCAAUACAUAUGGGUUACAAUCAAUGAUACUAAAACUUUGGAGGUCCUCCCUCCCUCAUGAGAUUACUGAUCAAGGCAUACUGUCGUGAGAUUGCUGGGAUCUACACUCAUCUUGCGUCAAUAAUUCAAUGAGUUGAUGACUAAGAAUCAAUUAUUCUGUCAUGCCCUUACUAGUAAUUUGCAGAAUUGCCUAGUUGAAUUUGCUUCUGUAUAAUAUAGUGCACAAAUUUGUGUGCCCCCAUUGUGUUCUAGUGUGUUAUGUGCGGACACUGAACUGAUGCAACGGAACAGUGCAACCUGACUUGAAAUAUGUGCUAAUUUCAUGAUUGUUUUGCUGAUUAUUCUUUGCAGUUUCAAGCAUUGUUUAUGCAUUGCACUAGGUACAUUUUUAGGAAGGAGAAUGCAUGAACCUUUGUGCCUCAUGUCAUGUGACUGUGUUCUUAGGACAGAAUAAGAAUUCAGGUUGUUAGCCACACUUUCCUUGUGUUUUU
Molecule: messenger RNA, 2385 nt
Organism: Zingiber officinale
Lineage: Eukaryota; Viridiplantae; Streptophyta; Magnoliopsida; Zingiberales; Zingiberaceae
Product: mitochondrial substrate carrier family protein B-like
Exons: 7
Coding region: 221-1075 (284 amino acids)
Biological process (GO): transmembrane transport
Source: RefSeq, a predicted model, not a curated record